AUGCCCACCCAGGUGCAGAACAUCUUCACAAAAUUGAAGUUACCUGAUUCUAUCGAACACAUCAUGGAGGAGAUUAUCACGAACGGGAUUGACCGGAACAAUAGUCCUAAGGACCCCCACCCUGCCUGCUCCAUUAAGAGCAACUUUUAUAUCGAACCCGUCACCCCGAAACACGGGAUUAACUUUUAUACCGACGGCUCAAAGACCAACACUGAAGUGGGGGCUUCGGUGGUCCUGGCGGACCCCCAAAGGGUGCUGCACUGGCAGGCAGCUUAUAGCUUAAAGCCUCAUUGCUCCAUUGCGCAGGCGGAGUCAUAUGCGAUCCUCCGCGCCCUUCGGUUUAUCAAGGAUAAUACGGACAAGUUCAAGAAGGUGGCCAUCAACAUUAUUAGUGACAGUCGGACUGCCCUACAUCAACUUAGGAAAGAAAACAGAAAAUUGCCCAUCGUGGAAGAAAGCCUGCAACUAAUCAGUGACAUUAACAGGUGCUCGGCCCUGAAUUUCUUCUGGGUACGGGGGCACUCAGGGGUGCCGGGGAAUGACCGAGCAGACCUGGUUGCCAGGAAGGCUAACCAGAUUGCCAGCAGCCACAGUUAUGCGGCAAUUUCCGUCUCUUACGUCUGGUCAGCCAUCCACAAGGCCCUGAUCAGACUACGGCAGAAGGAAUGGGACACCAGCAAAACUGGGAGGGUGACCCAUAACUUCAUUCCCAUCAUCGAGAACAGGAUAAAGAACCGGCAUUUUUCCACGGAUCACUCCCUCACCCAGCUGCUGUCGGCCCACGGGAACUUUGGCUCUUACCUGCGGAGGUUCCUGGGUAAGGGCAUCAGGCUCUGUGGCUGUGGGAUGGGGGAGGAUGAUGACCCCUUCCAUCUUAUCUUCGUAUGCGGAUAA
Molecule: messenger RNA, 894 nt
Organism: Centruroides sculpturatus (bark scorpion)
Lineage: Eukaryota; Metazoa; Arthropoda; Arachnida; Scorpiones; Buthidae
Exons: 1
Coding region: 1-894 (297 amino acids)
Biological process (GO): DNA replication, removal of RNA primer
Molecular function (GO): nucleic acid binding; RNA-DNA hybrid ribonuclease activity
Source: RefSeq, a predicted model, not a curated record